UACGGACGCACGUGACUGAUCUAUUUUCAUCCGGCGACCAAAACUCCUCUCAAUAUCACAGUACCCACCGCUGAGGAGCCACCAGGCGACCAUUCCUCGUGUACAGGUGUGACGUGGCGAAAACGACGACACUCCUUUUGACGCGUCCAUUUUUGCACUGCACAGGCGCGCCUCGGGCAGGAAGACAUAAAGCCGUUGGGUACGUAUACGCACCGUGGUGAGGUGGCUAGAGUCGAGUCUGCACAGAGGAAACAGAGAGAGAGAGGGGAAGAGGAAUCGAACAGCCGCCAUGGGAGCGUUCGCGAGUCUUUUCAAGGGUCUCUUCGGGAAGAAGGAGAUGCGGAUCCUCAUGGUCGGGCUGGACGCCGCGGGGAAGACGACCAUUCUGUACAAACUGAAACUCGGGGAAAUUGUGACCACGAUCCCCACAAUCGGUUUUAACGUGGAGACAGUUGAGUACAAGAACAUAAGCUUCACUGUGUGGGAUGUUGGUGGGCAGGACAAGAUCAGGCCUCUCUGGAGACACUACUUUCAGAACACUCAAGGUCUGAUAUUUGUGGUGGACAGCAAUGACAGGGAACGUGUGGGAGAGGCCCGGGAAGAGAUGAAUCGGAUGCUCAACGAAGACGAACUCAGAGAUGCCGUUCUGCUCGUUUUUGCCAACAAACAGGAUCUUCCCAACGCAAUGAAUGCGGCCGAGAUCACAGACAAGCUCGGCCUUCACUCCCUCCGAAACCGGAAUUGGUACAUCCAGGCGACUUGUGCAACGAGCGGGGACGGCCUCUACGAGGGACUUGAUUGGCUCUCACAGCAGCUGAAGCAGCAGCAUAAGUAA
Geodia barretti is the source of this 835-nucleotide messenger RNA. Lineage: Eukaryota; Metazoa; Porifera; Demospongiae; Tetractinellida; Geodiidae. The record is from the annotation of a GenBank genome assembly.